Molecule: messenger RNA, 5261 nt
Organism: Nannospalax galili (Upper Galilee mountains blind mole rat)
Lineage: Eukaryota; Metazoa; Chordata; Mammalia; Rodentia; Spalacidae
Gene: Rnf223
Product: ring finger protein 223
Exons: 2
Coding region: 3991-4758 (255 amino acids)
Biological process (GO): protein ubiquitination
Molecular function (GO): ubiquitin protein ligase activity
Source: RefSeq, a predicted model, not a curated record
ACACACACACACACACACACACACACACACACACACACCCUACAUAUGUAUACACUGUGUGGUUUAAAAGGGGCAACCAUCGCUUUGUGAGACCCAGGGGCUCAAGAGCAAGGCAUGCGGAGUCUGGGCCCUAGAGAAGUCACAAUUAAGUUCCAGUAGCUGUAACAGCCACAACAUAGGCCUGAUACAAAUGAUGACCUUUGGAGCCUAUGGUGGACAGGACUCUACAGCACCACCAAGCUAAGAAGAGUAAAAACAAGGCCUAGCCAGUGGGUAGAAACAGCCUAGGUGCUGAUACUUGAUGUAAGCGGCUCCAGUGCAGCCUGCUUCUUUAGCUGCUAACCCCAAAAGUCAUACAUUUCUGGAGGAUGCAGAAUUGAGUGUCCUGGGUUUCCUGGUCCCAAAGCCCAGCAGAACCUUGUCUGUCAGAGUCAGACUCCUCAUCAGCAGACUCUCAAGCUGGGCACUCACAAAGAAAUGUUUACUCAUAUGGCAAAUAUAUCUGAACUCUGAAGGCUACUAAUCUCAGUGGGUAUGCUGGUCAGUGUUCCUGUCCUAGCUGUACCUGCUAAUCUGGCUAGUGGUACUGACCAUGUGCUCUGGUGGAAGAAGUUGCCUUGGUGACAAAUAUCACCCUCCCCUGUGUGGGCCUAGAAUGUCUAGCAUCUCUUUCAACAUCUAAUCCACAUCUGAGCAGCUUGACUAUCCAGAGCGUCCUACGCUCUUGUCUCAUGUAGAGUUCACCAUUCGUGUUGUUGCUGACAGUGAUAGGCACUUGCUUCCCCAACCUUGAACCAGUGGCUCAGGCAGUAGCCACUGACUCAAAGUUAGGUCAAGUAAACUAUUAAGACUAGAGCUUCUGUCCUCUAGCCUUCUUACUAUCCCAGGGGCCAUCUGUUCUCUUCAGCGUUGGAGGCCACCCAUCCCACUGUCAUUUUCAGGGGACAAGGAAUCAGGGAGGUGGAAAACAGUCCCUCAGUAGGAUCCAGACCCUGCCUCCUAGUGAGUGUCUGAUUGAUGGGACUGGCAGUAAGCACAACCUAUCCCACACGUGUCCUCAGCCAGAACCCAUUCCAUAUGUAACCUAUUUCAGGACACUGUCUUGUAUGAGGAGACCACCCCAGUCCCUUAGGACCUGAGGUUGAAGGUGCCUCUUUGAGGUUUUCCUACAGAGCAGCUAAGCAUGGCAGGGUCCUACAGAUAAGACCACAAACAUCUAACAAGGCUUUGUGGAGAGUACUGGCAGUUUGGACCAAAGGCCACUCUUGGAGAAAAUAGGGCCUUGUGUCGGCCACCCAAACCUAGCUUGGUUGUCCCACUCCAGGACCCAUGAGUGGAUGUGGAGAUGUUUGCCAACUGGUGGUGGGACUAGCCAUGGAGGGCUGAGCAAGAGCAUAGGGAUUCUAGGAGUCGUGCACUUGCUUUAUGCCUGCUCUGGAUGUCUCUACAUACUGACUGGAGGGUUGUAUCCUGAGACAUCUGCUGAAACCUGGCCUCUAAGGCAUCCAGACAGCAUCCCUCUGCCCUGGGCCUGCACCCCAGAGAAGUGCUGGGGAGUAAGAUCUGCCAGGCUGCAGUGUAUACUUCCAGACCCACUUUGUUCUGGGGACCAGGUACCUUGCUGUGGAGAGAGAAUGUGAGGAACAAUAUGAGCUACAUGAGAGAGUCUAACCUAGCAUACUUUUGCUUAGCAACUUGACACUCCCCAGGGCUUGCAGUAGGGUGGGGGUGCUCUAGCCUGAGGGACCUUGAAGCUAGUGGGAGUCCAGAGUUCCCCAGUAUGAUUUCUGAUACGAAGUGGAAAGGAAAAUUGGCAGCAGCCAGGGAAGGCCUGUAGGAAGGAAUUCCAGCCCUAGGGCAGCUGGCACCAAGUGAGAAUGUACGGCCAGUCUUCCAUGUCAGUAGUUUGGGGGACAGGAGAGUGGUCAGCAGAACUCCAAACACCAGGCAGGCAGAGAUGAUGGAUGGACCCAAGGCUGAGAACCUAAGAAAAGCCUGGGUGGGUACUGGAGGACCUUUUGCACUAGCCAUCCUUUGUCUCCCGGCAGCACAUAGUGACUUGCAGCCAGGUCUGCAACCUUAGUAGUGGGGCUUUGACACAGGUUUGGUCUUGGAGUACUACUGAGAGGCUAUGAUCACUUUGGAGCAGGGGAGAGGUCAAUGAGGGCCUUAUCCAGGGAGACCCCUAGGGCCUCUGAGGUAACAGGCACUAAGAGCCCAGCCCAAGUGUUCUGUGAGCAGUGACUGUGUGUCACAUGCUACCUCCAGGAAGCUGGAGUCCCAAAUGCUCUGGGAACAAUCUCCAGAAGGCUCCUGGGAAUAUCCAAGCUCUGAGAUCACUAGGGCUACCCAGUGGAUAGUCAAUGCCCAGAGGCAAGUGUGCUGUGAGGCCUUAGGAAUGUAUCAGACCUCUCAUAGCCCAGGCCUUCUAGCCCAGACCCUAGCCAACUCCCUAAUGACAGAAAGGCAGGGACCUGGGGGAGCUCCCCUCAAAGGACCCCAUCUCUUUCUUUGGACCUUAUACCAUUUAGGCACUUUCUCCUCCCUGGGCCCCCAUACCCUCUCCGUACUUCCUCCAUGGGCCCCCCCCUUUUUUUUUGUCUUUUUGAGACAGGGUCUCCCUGUAGCCCCAGCUGACCUGGAACUCAACUGUGUCAACCAGGCUGGCCUUGAACUCACAGAGAUCCGCCUGCCUCUGCCUCCCAAGUGCUGCUGGGACUAAAGGUGUGCGCCACCACGCCCGGCUGGGCCCCCUUUCUGAUUCCUAGUACUCAUGGAACAGGCAGGAGAGCUUCAAUCCCCCUUCCAGAGCUCAGGUCCUCUUGUUUGAUAGAACAUUUGCCCUAUCAUUGCCUUUGAGACUCCCCACAUCCAGGAACAAAAUGGGAGGGGCUUCCAGGAGCUCCCUGUGCUGUUGGCCACAGUCCCCAAUCCAUCCAACUCCAGUGUGGCACUCCCCACCCGAGCCCUCAGUGUUUUUUGGGUACCAGCCCUGUUGAUCAAACCUUCCUUCUAUUAGAGUCCUGUCCCACCUGGCCAAAGCUACUCUGAAACCCCAGCAUUUCAAGCCUACCUGACUGGGUUGUGACUUCCUCUGCCCUGUAGUAUGCCCCAGAAGGUACUCACAAUCUAUUGUGACCAGUCUGGGUGUUGAUGAUGUUGCCCAGCCCUGACCUCUCACCCCAACGUCCUGGACCCCAGAGCAGGGAGUUCCCCAAAGGCAACAGCAGCAGCAGAUGAGGGAUGUUUGUGAAGCACUUGUAAGAACAUAAGUGUAAUGGGAGGGGAAGGGGCAGAGAUAAGAUAGGGGCAGAUAUGCAAGGCAUUAAUGGGUACAGGUAGACAGGGAGAGGGUGAUGAUGGGGCAGACUGGACUGUGUUUGAGAGUGUUUGCUGCGCUCAGUGAAGGGUCCCUGCUGGGUAGACUUGAGACCAAGUGGGCAAACCUGCUUUCCAAGGGGGAGGGGCUUUUUCUGAGUACCUGAGCAUCUACUCCCAAUCUGGAACCCCCAAGCCAAGGGGCCUAUGUGGACCCCAGACCCAUCCUGGUUCUAGCCCUUACCAUGGCUUCCCACCCAUUCUAGGCCUGUCAGGGAGAGGGCAGGAGGCCAGCCAAUCCCUGAUGCCCAGUACCACACCCCUCGCCACCAUGACCUGGAGGGUAUAAAUACACCUGCUCUGUAGCUCAUGCCCUGAGAACCCACACUGUCUUCAGUCAACCAGCUCCACUCCUGGAUGAGCACACUCAUCACACUCCUCAUCCCCACAUACACACAGAGGAGAGGGUGUGCCAACCAGACCGGUGCCACAGGACACCUGCUGGCUGCUGGCCCGUGGAGGGACACCUACCAGGUGGAGCAGAGGCUGGGCUGAACCCAAAGGAGAGGGAGCAAACGCUGCUACAGCUGGUCAGACACUCAGAGCUUUGCAGUGGCUAGUGGAGAGGAUCAUGCCCAGGAACCGUUGACCCCCAGCUACCAGCUCAGAACAAUGACAUCAAGCCAGCAGGUGUGGUGCACAUCUAUGCCACCCCGCCGCCAGAGCUCCACAGCCACGGGGCCCAGGUCUCCUGGCCCAGCUAGCAGCCCCAGGUCCCCCAGCACACCUGGCUCAGAGAAGGUAGCCUCCCCAUUGGAGUGCUCCAUCUGCUUCUCAGGCUACGACAACAUCUUCAAGACGCCCAAGGAGCUCUCUUGCACUCAUGUCUUCUGCCUAGAGUGCCUGGCCAGACUGGCAGCUGCACAACCUGCAGGCCGCCCUGGCAGGGAAACUGUGCCCUGCCCAUUCUGCCGGCAGCCUACAGCCGUGCCAGCUGCUGGAGCCCCUGCACUGCGCACCAGCCGCAAGCUGCAGGCCAAGAUGCCAGUGCACCUGCAGAGGGAAGAGCCUGUGUGGCUUGAGGGCACCAAGCUUUGCUGCCGUCCACCACUCACCACUCCUGGCAGAGAGGCCACUGGCUUUGUGUGUGUGGAUGUAGGCCUGAACAAGCCGGCCGAGCCCACUCUACCUGCACCUGUCCAGGACCCCGCCCCUCACCAGGGCCACCAGGGCUGCUUGGCCCGUUGCUGGGCACGCUGUAGGGACUGGCGGCGUGUAGCACUGGUUUCUGUGCUGCUACUGGUGUUGUUUUGUGUGGUGCUCUGGCCUGUGCAGUGUGUGCUCAAAACUGGGAACCUGCACUGCCUCAACCGGCCACCUACAACUACUGCCACUGCUGCCACUGCUGCCCUCUCCCUUGAACCCCUAGCCAAUAACUAGGGUCUUCAACUUGGGCAAGGCCAGCUACCCCACCAGCUCCAUAGACAGAUCCAUGACCCAUUGAGGUCAAGAGCACAGAAGCUUUGGAAGUUGGUCCCCCAAGACCCCAGUGAGGACCCAUGUGGGCCUCUCACUCUCUGGUCUGAGUGCCAAUGGGGAUAAAAGUGUCCCCAACGCCUCCAAGAACUACAGGCCUCAAAAGGCCCCAGAAACCACCCCUCUGACCCAGACCCACAAAUGGGGAAAUGAACCAGGAGUACCUGGCUAGGUCCCUGUCCUCCCUAACCACACUGAAUUGCCAAAAAGGCAGGAGUUUACCAUCUCUCCUUUCUUGAGACAGUUCACCAGGAUCUUAUCUUGGUCCUUUCUCUGGGAAGGUCUAGCACCUUCCACUGGGAGUGCUGAGUAGCUAGUCCUCUGAACCAGGAAUGAAAAUGAAGAGGCAGAGCACUCCUUGAACCCAGGCCACUGUAGGCAUGUCCCAUCUGUCCCUGGCACCAUUG